Salvia hispanica is the source of this 1600-nucleotide messenger RNA. RefSeq lists its product as uncharacterized. The record is from RefSeq and is a predicted model, not a curated record. NCBI's taxonomy places the organism in Eukaryota, Viridiplantae, Streptophyta, Magnoliopsida, Lamiales, Lamiaceae.
CUUCGGACCCAAAAACCUAAGCAAAAACCAACUUUUUUUUCCGAAUCCUUUUGAGGAAUCGGAGAGAAAUGGACGCCAAAGAGAAAGUGAUAGGAUUGCAGAAGGCGUAUGCUGAUAUAAUAUUGAACAUAUCCAAGGAGGCAGCAGCUCGGGUUAUGUCAUCCGAGAGGAGGGCCGUGCAGUAUCAGCACGAGCUGAAGGUGGCGAAGGAGGAGGCGCUGCGGAUGCUGUUGCACCUCAAGAAAAUGAUGGAUGAUAGGACUAGUGAGGCGGAAGCUGCAGCGCUGAAUCAGCAGAAGAAGAUUGAAGAACUGGAAGCUCAACUUCAAGAAGCUGAAGAUAUCGUCAACGAUCUCAGGAAAGAAUUGGGAGAGGUACAGGAUGAGCUGGAAAGGUUAAAGAAAAGCAGUUUGCACAACGUAAAUGAGGUGCCUACUACUAUCUACUCUUAUGAAUCUAGUAAAUAUCAUCAUCCGAACAACGGAUACGAAUCUGCUGGAGCUUCUGAAAUCACAAUGCCUAACCCAAGGCAGCAAAAGGAAUGUUCCGAUUGUUAUUAUUUAGGCGAGAAAGAUUGCACGUGCAGUUCACAUAUUAGGGAUCGGGAUUUGCCUUCAAUAGCAUUAAGAGUUAGCUAUAAAGAGCCUGGGCUAUAUAGAAAUGGCUGUACGCAGAGAAUCCGUGCGUGUGAGGGGAAUCUGUUGGACAGGAACAGCAACGAAGAGCGGGAAAAGGGUGGAUACACCAGCAAAGAUCCAUCAUUUGGGGCUAGAACUCAGAGUGAACUUGAGUACAAAUUGUUGGCGGAUGUUAAGUUAAGUAGUUUCCUACCUUUUCGUCGGAAAAGACAGAGAUCUACUAAACAAAGAGAACCUCCUCCUGAGAAACCUGAUCCGUUGCCAGAACUUUCAUCAAGACAUAAUCUUGUUUCAGUCAAAGAUGAUGCUCACUCCAGUAAGAGACCUUCAUCCGUAGCUCCAAUACUCUGCACAGAUGAAGUUGAGAACAAAUGCAUUGACCAGGAAUGUGAAGGGUUGAAGGAAAAGAUAGUGCCGUUAGGGGAAGAAACUGAGCUUGAAGAAAGUUUUUUGCCUUCUGUUUCUAAAGGGGAUGUUGAAAAUGGUGAUAUGCCAAGCCAACCCGUAAGGGAAAGAAUCAUCAAAUACACAUUUCAAAGGAAGCGCAAGAGAGGAAACCCGAACGAAUCUGAAAUGAAAGUGUCACUGUCACCUGAGGUAGAAAAGAGAAAUGAAGAUGAUAAAAGUACUCGUAAGAACCAGCAGUCAUCCAAGGCUAGCUUGUUGUCAGAUUCAUCCCGAGACAGUAGGCGAUUGGCGCAAGUUGCUCGUCAGCUUAUAUCCUUGUCUGAGAAGAAGUGGUGGCAUUGAAAAGGCGUUUCGUGUGCUCGGUGUGUUUUGGAAGAGAGAUGAUGACAAUCACUUGUAAUCUUACAGCAGUAAGCUGCAUUUUCAGAGAAUGACAUGAAAUAUAUAAUCUGCUGUAGUUGAAUAUUUUCAAAGUUAAUCUAAAAUAGUGUUUGCAUUCUUCAAUAUGUAUUCAAUAUUCAUAUUUUCUGAAUGAAAAGAUAUGUUAGUCAUGA